CUCUUUCUCUCCCUUUCUUUCCCUCCACCCCCACACCUGCUCUCACUCUGACCCUCCUGCCUCCUUCUUUCCCUUAUAAAGACCGCACCUUGGACCCACCCAGAUAACCCAGGAUCAUCUUUCACCUCAGGCUCCUUCACAUCCUCACAUCUGUAAAGUCCCUGUGGCCACACAACACUGCACAUGGACAGGUCCCGGGACUGGGACACAGCCAUCCCUGGGCCCUAAUUCAGCCACCCACAGCUCCUUUCCCUCCUUCCUCUCUCCUCCGGGUAUGAAAAGGGAAUGCAGAGAGGUUGUCAAUGAAUACACAGUUACAAUUAGAUGCAAGGAGUGUGUUCUAAUGUUGGAUAGCAGAGUAGGGUGGCUAUAGUUAGCAAUAAUGUAUUGUAUAUUUCAAAAUAGCUACAAGAGAGAACUUCAAAUAUACUCAACACAUAGAAAUGGUAAAUACUCAAGGCCAUACUCCAAAUUCACUGUCUUAAUGAUGACAUGUUGGAUGCAGGGAACCAAACAGCACAUGCGCCUCAUAAAAAUCUUCAAUAUUAUGUAUCAGUAUAAUAUUUUCUAUGAAUAAGAAAGCCAAAAAAAGAAGUUAAGCAUAAACUAGCCAUUUGACCUAACAAUUCCAGCCCUAGGAAUUUAUCUAGAAGAAAUGAAAGCAUGUGUUCAAAAAGAUGUAUACAUAAAUGUUCUCAGUAGCCUCAUUCACUACAGGCAACAACUGGAAAGAACCCAAGUGUCCGUCAGCUAGAGAAUGGAUAGACCCUUGUGGGCUAUAGAUACAGUGGAGCGCUGCUCAGUUAUACAAAGAAAAGAAACUAUGGAUACCGGCCACAGGAGGGAUGGACUUCAAAACAUUACACUGGUGCAGGGGGAAGGUGGCGCCCUGUUAUGAAUCUGUUAUUUAUGAGGCUGUGGCUGCUGCAACAUCAGAAUCCACUAGUGUAGAGCCUGGCAAGCUGGAUGUGGGAGCCACCGAGGGCCACGAACUGCAGCACAUCGGCAACCAAAAGAUGCCCACAGGUAAAAAAGCCACGGGUGCUGUUUCCUCUCUGGCAUGCCUGUGGCCACCCUCACCCCCUUCCCAUACCCUCAUCCCCAGAGACAUCCUCAGCUUCCAGCUCCCUCCUGCCCAUAGCCAGCUUUCCCAGAUCUGGGGCAUGGGGGCAAAGGCUGACUCUGCCUCUUGUCUUUGUCAUUGAGGCUUUUUUGAUCUAGAAAAGGGAGAGCCCUUUUUUCAAUGAAAAUUCAAAUACCCCAAUUUUGGAAUCCCCAUCCCAUUCUCUAGCUUAC
Messenger RNA from Macaca mulatta (Rhesus monkey), 1296 nucleotides. Lineage: Eukaryota; Metazoa; Chordata; Mammalia; Primates; Cercopithecidae. The record is from RefSeq and is a predicted model, not a curated record.